AAGGGUCGCGUUCCAUGUGUACCCGCCAGCAAUGGCACAUCGUUGUCGCCGCUCUGCGCACAAAAAUCGCGUUUGCACAGUGAAAUCGUCUCGAACAGUGCCCGUGAAAAAUGCGACAGCCGUGUCCCGUCGAUCGGCGUCGUUCUGUGCAAAAAGUUUGCGGUAAUUGUACGUACGACAAGAGUACCAACGAGAAGAAAAAGCAGCGGCGACUCGAGGCUGACGGUGGACGAUCAUGGAGUGUUUCGAGGGAAACAGUGUCGAUCGACGUGACAGGAAUCCGUUUUGCGUACGAAACACGCGCAUCGACGGCUCCUAAAAGCCUCUGUUCCUACGAUCGUGUCUCGUAAAACCUCGGACACGAGAAAAGUGCGUGGAAAGUGACAGGUUAAGUUUCGAACAGGGGACGCUUGCCUCCAAACAACACACCUCGGUCGGUAACGUAAAGAAAUCGAUACCUAGCUCGGUGGAUGCGGUCGGAUUUCCCGCGAAUUUUAUCUGUUCAUUGUUUUUACAAUUUUGAAACGUGUUCCAGCGGCUAAUCGAAACAGCGAAUUCUCGAUUUGUACGAGAAAUCGAGUUGUCGCGCUUAAAUUUAUUUCCAUUGUCGAACGAUCGGUGAUUCCACCUGUUAGAGGUGUUAUUUGUUUGAAAGUGAACACACGCUGUAAAUGUUCCUUUGAACAACCGAUUUCGUUUGAUAAUUGACAAAUGUCACGGAUGAAGCACUCGUACAGCUUCUUCGCGCCAAAGAAGACGCCAGGGACGAGACUAAAGACUUUCUUUGCCAAAGAGACGCGGAAAUAAUAUAUACUUGUACAUAUGCAGAGAAUAUUUAAUCGGAUCGUCGAGCGGGAGGAUCACGGAGAGACAAGAGAGAAAGCUUGGGACCAUAGAUUACCGGGUAGUUUCAGUGAAAGUGUGCCGACGAUCGCAAACAAUAUAUUCCGGAGCUUCGUGCAAUUUUCGUAAGGCUGCAACGAUGCGCGAAUUAUGGAAAUUCGGCACGUCGACGUAGCGAACCUAACGUAAAGGGACCGUUGAAAGAUCAUUCUAGAAAUAAUGUAGAAAUUCUAGGAAACUUUUCGGACCGGUAAUCGACGUCGAGGACCAAUCUAAAACUAUAUAUUUAAACAAACCUAGAAGAUAAAAUCCAAGUGCAUAAAACAAUUUUUAAGAAAUAUUCGAGCUAUCCCUUCGGGUUGCGCAACAAGGGACGAGUUCCAAGAAUAUCCCGGCUAAAAAUAGCGCGGCAAAAAUUUGAAGGAUUCGUCUUGGGCACAGAUCGUUGGUAAAUUCCGUGGAUAUCGGGAUAUCGGACGAGGGGGAAUCGCCGGCGAACCGAAGGUCGCGUCCAGAUGAAAUUUCACAAAUCCUCGUCGUCCAGCCCGAAGAUGGAAUUGCUCUCGAGGCGGUCGUCGGGCGACAGGAUGUCGACCCUGAAAAGGUCGAGAUCCUUCCGGGCGUCGUUGAAGCUGAUGUCGAAGCUACGGGCGCACGCGAAUCUGCGUCUGAACGCCGGCUUUGAUUUGUCCCCGGUGAGCGUGCGGGAUCAGCGGGAUCGGAAACGUCCUAACAAACAGUUAUCCCUGGUGGAGGAGUCCUCGAGCCCUGCCCGCAACACGGAGCACCCUUCGGGCGAUCCUCCGAGGAACGCGAACGGGCCGCCCGAGGGCGGGGCCAGGCGUUCGACGAGCGAGAACGAGCUGGAGUCGCAGAAAAUCAGCAAGGAGCUGAAAAGCAAAUUGUGUCUGACGGACAGGAUAAUGAGGAAGAGCCGCAAGGAGCCCGAGAAACCGUCGAAGCCGGCGAACAACCCCAUGUCGCCGAAAGUGGCGCAUAUUUUCCGCUGGAAGAGCUGCGAGGAGACGAGGAAUUCGUCCUGCUGCGACAGGAAGGACGUUUGUCAUCCUAACCGCGUGUCCUACGAGAAUCCUACCUUCUGCCUGGACAGCUCCUUGGACUCCUCCGUCUCGAGCUUCUUGUUCGAGCCCGGCAGCUUGGAUCGCUGCAUCGAGGACGACUGCAAGAACGAUUCCCCGGAGAAGUCUGGCCAGGAUCCAGGCUUGACCGUCCUCGUGGAUCCCCAGAGAUCUUGCGAGGAGAAGUUCGUCUAUCGAAGAGACACAGGCAACUGCGAUCGUCCUCUGAUGGUAGGAUCCAAGGCCAGGAGCCUGUCGGUGAACGACGUCGUUCUCCAGGACGAAGGAGCCGUCAGCCUCGACUUGAACGUCGACACCUUCGACUCCUUGAUAACGACUGUCGAGGAUCUGGAGCGGAAGUCGCCGGAUGUCGUCAGGAAAGCCACCGUGUGCUCGUCCAGGUCCUGCAGGAUCAGGACCGUCGACAAUUUCGCCAACUUCUGGUCGAACGCCCGCGGCGGCAGCUUCCGCAGCAAAGUCUCCGUGGGCAGGAAGAAGUCGAUCAAGGAUUCGAGGGACCGGGAGGCUGUCGGACAAGAUAGGAUCCUCGUUGCGACCACUUCGGGAACAAAGUUGUACUCUUUGCAAGGGAUGGAGUUCCUGGAGGGUUUCGGCAAGAAAAAGCAGCAACCGAAUCAGCCGAAUAGCGUAUCGUCGGUGCACAUCAAUCCCCUGUCGGCACAGUCCCUCAACAUCCAUCUGCAUGCUCUCUUCGCAGCCGUGGAACAUGGACACCUGGACAAAGCCCGGAGCAUUCUGGAAUCCACGGACGUGGACGUGAACAGCGUGAACAGCGACGGUCUAUCGGCCCUGGACGUCGCGGUGCUCAGCAACAAUAGGCCGCUGGCAAAAAUGUUGGUCGCGUUCGGCGCGCAGGAGGGCAACCAAUUCAAGUCCCCGGAGUCACUGGGCAGUCACCUGGCCUCGUUGCUGUCGGAAGCGGAGCACAGGGUCCAGGAGCUCGGCGGGAACACUUCCGGUAGCGGCGGGACCACCCUUUUAGAGCCGCCGAGCAGCCAUAGAUCAAGUUUUUCCUCGCAGCAUAACAAUCUCACGGGAUGCGGUGGCAGUGCUGAGGACAAGCAACUUGCUCUGUGGGAGAGGAGGGCGAGAGCUCUCAGGAAGAUGCUUCUUGGAUUUGAUCAAGCGAGGCCACCGGAUAUGCCAUUCCUGGUCGCAGUCGACGUCACAGGGACCAGCUCGGUGACGGUGAGGUUCCAGGAGCCGGAUUCUCACGACUCCUCGAUCUGCACGAAGUUCAAGGUCCAAUGGAGCAUCAAAGAGGAUUUCUCUGUGAUCUGCGGGGAGAGGGAGGUGCUGGAUAUGAAGCAGCGAGAGUGCAGGAUCGACGAUCUGAUCCAGGGACAGAAGUAUCACUUCCGCGCAGCUGCCGGGAACUUGAAAGGCUACAGCAGGUUCAGGAACUCGACGCCCGCCCAUGUCACUCCUAGCAGUUGGAGGGACAUCGAUGGCAGAAUGCCAAGGUUUGCCGGCCGGCUGGAGCAGCUGAAUACUCUGUUUACGGACAUAAGACGGCCGGAGUACACGCAGGAGACGCCGGCAGUGCAGAGGCGCAACCACAAGAAGAAAACGACGAUAAAACAGCUCUUCUCGGCGACCAGCAAGUUCCAGAAGAACCUGAGGCGCGGCGUGUUCCUCGCCUGUCUGCUGUACCACGAAGACAAGGUGCUCGUGACCAACGAGGACUUCUUACCUGUAAUCGAGGUUGACGAGACCUAUCCCAGUUGUAUUUACAACGACUUCCACUGGCUGAUGAAGGUGGCCUGCACCUGGGACGACGUGAAAACCCUUCGCCAGGACAUGGAGAAGAGCCACAACAGCUCGACCAAUCAUUUCAGGAUAAAGCUGCUGCAAGCUGCAGCCCAGAUGCAGGCAGCGCUCUGCAUACAGGAUCUCGGCCAACUCUACCACAAACCUAUCAGGGACGUUCAAGGCACCCUGGUUUUCUCGACAGUGAACUACGUGAAGUCUCCGAAGAUUAUCUCAGUAUUAAACAGCAGGUGGUUGCCUCUGAGCAAGGUCACCAAGAAGGUGAUCACUCACGAGGAGAGCAACGUGGCGGAUAUUCUGAUAUCUAGUAUACAGGAACAGAUGACGUACCAUCAAGUUAGUAGCAUUAAGCUGACGAGAGGACUGUACUUGGGUUACCUGAAGAUGCAGAGCAGCGUGGACCUGAUUCAGGUCGUAGUACCUGCGAAGUCGCCCAACGUGUUGCCUCACUGUAAAAUCCGUGAUAAUCCUCACGUGUCCGCCGAAGAAUGGGAUUACCUGAAAAGGAUAACCCGCCUGCAGGCGGCGGACGUCUCCGGCAAAGACGCCGAAGAGAAAGAGAACGUGACGAACGAGUGCCAAGGCACCGAGCAGCAGAAACUAUUCGUUGACCUAGUCGCAGCAACUGCUAGACGACUAUUCAAUUACAUGGAGAUCAAUCCUGAAGACACCUUUUGCCACCGACUCUAUGACGCCGAGGUCAUCGAUCUAACUCACGACGUGUCGUUUCUCAUCGCCGUUCCUCCAGCGGAGACCGCUUGUUCGGUCCCCGGAACCAGAGAGAUACUUCUGCAAAGAGGGGAUCUAUUAUCUUUGCCCAUCCAAGUGUUCGAGAUGGUCCACUUGAACACCUACCAGAAGGACGUGAUCAACAGAUACUCGAGACUGAGCUGUAUCUUGGAGUUGGACACGGCGCAGGCACAGCACAACCACAGAGAAGCGUUCAGUUCUUUGGAACUGAGCGUGGCGAAGGACAAGCUGACCAGGCUUCAGGAUCUUCAGACGCAGGUGAACACGGUUUGGAAAGGAUCUAGGUGGCUGAUCGACGCGAUCACGUUCGCCAGGGACCGUGGAUCCUCUCAGCAAUGCGGCUCGUCGCAGGCGUUCGGGAUUUCAAUGAAGCACUUGCUCAGUCUAGAUAGAAACAAAAGCAACAGUAACAGCAACAGCCUGAAGAGGAGCUUGCUGCAGCUGCCGCCUCGGGACCCCAAGCUCGUCAAGUCCAGUCCAGGUCGAGGCAGCUGGCCAGGACCGAACGUGACCAAUUCAUCUUCGAACCUGCUGACGACAGAGUUUAGCAAGAGCGAGCAACAGCUGCCCAGCAGUCAGUACAUACGCAAAGGCAGCAACACGUCCAACAUGUCCACCGGUUCUGAGCCCCCGAAAUCGUCGGUGCCGCUGAGCAGCGCCAGCAAUCUCAGCAACACGACCAGCGGUGGCAGCAACAACCAUCUGGUACCGUUGCAAAACGCGAGGCUACCGCCCUCCAAGUCCGAGGACACUCUAAUCCUGACGAAAUAUAAACACAGCCCCAGGAAUAGGUCGGCGACGAUCACGUCCGCCUCGGCCAGCACCAGUCCUCUGCUCAGCAUCAAGCCGAUCAUCUACGGCGGCUCGCUGCUGAGCGUCUCUACCGCCAUGACCAACACCACCAGCCUGCUCAGCGUCAGUAACACCAACUCGGACAGUUUACACUCUUUGAGCAGCGACGAGUACUCGACGCCUAACUCGAGCGUCUGUAUAAAGAGUCUGGGCAAAGGGAAGCCGGCCAAACCCACAGCCAGCGUCGCAUCCAUGGCGACUGGCUCUUUGGAGAGCCAGUUGGAAGAGGAGAAGGACGAGGCCACCAUGAUGCCGGCUCCUUUGCCCGGCAUCCUUCAGGUCUACGCCGCCUACGAGACCGGUCUGGCAUCCGGAACGAGCCUGAAGCUGCACGUGACACCUCGAACAACAGCGAGGGAGGUGGUGAACCUGGUGGUGAAGCAACUGAACAUGGCGGUGGUGCUGAAGGGUCAGGAAGGUCCCAUUUACACGUCCGACGAGCUGCCGAACUUUUGCUUGGUGGCUGUGAUCGGUGCUCGAGAGCGUUGUCUCAGGGACGAUUUCCGGCUUUUGCAGUUGCAGAACCCUUGGAAGAAGGGCAGACUGUACGUUCGACAGAAGCAGGACGUGCUGGCUGCUCUGGAGCACAGCAGCAAGCACACCGCGUAUUUAUAGCAUAAGUAGAAACCGUGCAGCAGGAGGUCGUUGCGUAGAGAUACGGUUUCGAGGAAGAGAGAAACCCAGGUCCCGAGGCGAUACCGUGUAAGACACUUUCCAUCUUGUUAAUAAUCGGCGGCAGAAGCCAAGGAUCCUUUAGCUUAACGCGUUCUACGAGCUUCCGGAUCACAGACGAGCCUUCUUUUUCAUUUCUCUCCGCGAUAUUUCUUUUCUAAAGCUGUAGGUACUUCGCAGGAUGAUGAAGCUCCCAGACCAUGAAGGCUCUGGACGGUGUCAGGCAGAGUUUUCCUUCAUGAUUUAGAAUGCUCGAGUCGCGUUAAACAUGUACAUAACGAAGAGAGACGCUUGUACCCAGGUGUAUCUCGAGGCUCUAAGUAAGCUGCAAGUAAUUAGAUAGAGGUGUGCGAGUGGACGAGCGUGUUCCUCUUCGGGGGUGCUAUGUUCAGGCUGUAGUUUCCCAAUGCUUGCGUCGACGAGAUUUAGGGGACUUUCAAAAUUUCCAUUUUAAACUGGGAUCAAAUGAAUUGGAUCUAAAUCGAACCGUGGAAACCGUAGAAACCACUUUCUUAUCUGGAAAAAGGUUGGGAAACUAUGGUUAGACGAUGCGUACAUUCCAACGAUUCAAGCAGAGUCUAAGAUAGUCUGGAGCGGAUAAUACUCAAUCGUAUUGCUGUAUUUUAGGUACCGAUCUCAAUGUUUCAAUGCGAAUACACGGACGCUUCGGAGAUGAUCUCAUCUCGCGGACGUCGCGUUCAAGCGGAUUUGUAAAUUAUGAACCCGGUCGGUUCACCGAGAUCGAUACAAGUAUGAUCGAGUGAUCGACUGGGGCACCGUCUUGGACGCCUCGAUCGCGCGGAAGAUUUUAUAUUUAUAUUUGCCGACUAACUACGACGACCGAGCCUCGUUCAUGAAAACGGGACUAGGUUUUCGAGGCGGAUUAGCUGGUCCCCGUUCUUUUCUAGCGUCUUAAGGGAACCCAUCGGGCAUCGUGAAACGUGUACAGUGUUACACGAUAUGUUCACGAUGAUCCACGCGGGGGGAGUGGCUUUUGUUGCGCUCGAACAUCGACGGAAGUCGCUCGAAGCGCGCUUCUUUAGGGAUACGAGGUGGCGAUUAGGGCAGAUUGCGAGCGAGAACUGUAGGCGAUCGAUGAAAGAGGCUUUAUAGACUGUUGCUUAGAUUUAACGAAGACUAGCGCGAUUAUUUUUAACCCUGUAAUGGCACGUGCUGAUCUGCAGUAUUUAAAAUCCUAAAGAAGUGUGCGAUCAACCCACGUUUCACACUAGUAGAGAAAUCAUGGCCGUAUCCUAAUUUAAUUUCUUAAAAAUUCGUAUUAGCCAAACAGUAAUUAAAAAAUUAUUACGAUUUAUCUAUACUCGAUAUUCCAAUAGUUAUGCAGAAAUAUAGGAUUAAACGUGGAAUUUUGUAGAAAAGGGUGCGAUCAACCCUUGCUUAACACUAGGAAAAAUUCGACCGUGGCUGACUUACAUAGUUUCGUUUCCCAAAUACUUGUAUCAGCCAAACGGCAUUACGGAAAAUUAUUAAAUAACUCAUCUGUAUUCGAUGUUCGAAAUAGUCCCUGCAGUGAUACAGUGUUUAACGAGGUUGGCUCGCACCUUCGAGGUGUCUUAUCUUAUCGGUUGGCCACCAGAGUCCUCUCCCAAUCGAUCCCCCGGCUGAUCUGUCGACGAGAACAAAAACGCGCGGUCAUCGAAUCAAGACGAAUAAAGUCACUAGCAGGUUAAUUUUAGCGUUGCGUCCCUCGUAAAAAGCUAGACAUAGACGCGAAUGACUCGUAUGUGCCACUCUAGGGUUAAUUCGAGGCAGCGUUGUUUGCUCUUGAGCAAGGUUUGCUCUUUUUCCUUGCGUCCAAUUCGCCUGGCCGAUCAGGAUACGGUCGGCGGUAUUUUGUUACGAGAUUGCUCUCUUUCGUGUUCUCCGGGCCCGAUUUCGUUGGGGAGCGUGAAACGUUCUCUGGUGUCGAAGCAUCUGGAUUUGUAUAUUUGUAUUCUACGCGAACGAAUCGUGCACGCUUCUAACGCGUUUAUUCUCCGUUCAGGUUGCGAUCAGAUGGGCUGUGUGUGCGUGUGUUCGUCGCUGGCGGAAUUCUCGAGGAAUUUGUCUAUCGGUGGUCUCGAUCGAGCUUCCAGCCUUUCGAAGACUGUUAUUUGCGGUGGUUGAACGAUCGAUGCGGGGUGGAUUGUAUAAUGAACGCGCCCGGAACGCGCGGUACCGCUGUACAGCGGUCUCCAUGUAUUACUUAAUCGUUAGCGUUUGACGUAGAAACGUGUAACCGACGAGGUCAAAGAAAACCUUCGAUUGCAUCCAGAGUUUCGCUACUCGGGGAAACCAAAUAUUCUAUGCUAUAGCUUUCGAUUAACUGUGGACUUUUGUGCGGUUGGGUCGUUAGAAGCGUUUGGUAUUACUCGAUUUACACCCUGAAGAACGUAUGGCUAAUUUUACGUUGUCGACGAUUAAUUACAAUUUGCGAAUACGCGCGUUCGCUAAAUGUUUUAUCCGAGAAUGCGCGAUCGUAGUUUCUUUUCGGUAAAAUCGCACGAACGUCCAGAGUUUUCGGCCGGCAAUUUUCUUAAUCGUGAAAUUGGACUAAUUCCAACGUCAUUGAAUUAGCGUUAACGCGAUGAUCCGUCCUUCGGCGAGGGAAACAGGAAGAUCGGUCGAUCGACUGGACAGUGGUACCGAGCAACGAGGGGGCCACCUAAGUUUAAACGAAGAUAUACGAUGCACAUAUUUUUUUAUUGAGAAAACAGACGAGAGGGAGAGAGAAAGGGAGAGAGAGAGAGAAGGAGGAGAAAAGAAUAGAGAUUUUUACUGUAUCUUGUCGGAGUGCGUACUCGUCACUGGUUAAACAGGACACGAAUAAUUGAUUAGUACGCACUCGCGUGUUUCAUCGGAUUUAGCAGAAAAAGAGAUAUGAAGAGAGAGAGAAAGAGAGAAAGAUGGUGAUAUGCGUGUAUCGUGAAAGAGCGGGAGAGUGUGGGAGAGAGAGAAAGAGAUUCACUGAAGAGAACUUAAAAAAACGAAAGAAAAGUUAGUAAAUUUUAUUAGCUCUACUUGAGUGUUUAUCGAUGUUGAGUGUAAAAUAAUCAACCUAGCGGAUAAGUGUUAACGCCGGGAGGAGGUACGAAGUUUAAACAACGCCUAGAUUCUCCUCCCGAAUUAAUGAGAGCGAGCGAGCGAGUGAGAGAGAGAGAGAGAAAGAAAGAGACGAGAAAUUAUGCAUUAAAACUACAAACGGACAAAGAAACGAACUACUUGUAAAUAUUCAAAGAAAUCUAUGUAUGUAUAAAAUAUAAAUUCAGAAUGACCGAA
Molecule: messenger RNA, 9266 nt
Organism: Megalopta genalis
Lineage: Eukaryota; Metazoa; Arthropoda; Insecta; Hymenoptera; Halictidae
Gene: wake
Product: ankyrin repeat and fibronectin type III domain containing protein wide awake
Biological process (GO): signal transduction; establishment of mitotic spindle orientation; regulation of establishment of bipolar cell polarity
Cellular component (GO): spindle
Molecular function (GO): protein binding
Source: RefSeq, a predicted model, not a curated record